GGAAUAGGAAAACUAACUGUAAUAAUAAUCCCCUCUCCCUUCGUCCCUAUUCUGUCUGUGCUUCCUUCUUCUUCCUUUCUCCCCCUCUUUCUCGGGCUCUCUCUCUGUAAAUCUUUCUUUCCUUCUUGUUUUCGCUGGGCUGUUCUUUCUUUCUUCUCCUGCUGUCGCCAUGGAAGAAGAAAUCAAGCAACAGCCAUCAAAGCUGUUUGUCGGAGGAGUGAAUAGGACAACCACAGGGCAAGAAUUAGAGAAGCACUUUCAAAAGUACGGCCAAGUAAAAGACGCUUUUAUCGUCUACUGCAAGCAAACUUCACGAAGCCGUGGGUUUGGUUUCGUGGAGUUUGAAGACGCAUCUGCAGCUGAUCUUGCUCUUAAUGAAGAUCACAUCAUUCUUGGCCAAAAGGUGGAUGUUUGCAGACCUAAACCGAAGAAAACGGAUAAUAAUGAGACUGCUGCUUGUAACGAGGGGGAGAGCCAUAGAAGAAGCAAAAGGGUAUUUGUUGGAGGCUUGCCAUCGACAAUUACCCCAGAAGAGUUUAGGAGUUCCUUUCAGAGCUUCGGAGAGGUGAGUAGUGCGACUAUAGUGUGCGACAAACACAGCGGCAAGCCAAGAGGGUUUGGGUUCAUCACUUUUGAAUCAGAAGAUUCAGCGGACAGAGCUUUGAAGAACAGAUUCUACCAGUUGAAUGGGUCGCAAGUGGAGGUGAAAAGGGCAAAUUCUAAGAACAACGCUUUUAAUAAUUUCGCCAGAAGAAACCAUGAAUACUCUGUCCCUGCUGCCCUGAACCAUUCUUCUUAUGUUAAUGGUUAUUACCACUACUGGUAUAACCUACUUCAUCAGCAUACUUCAGGGCUCCCUUAUUACUGGGUCCCGCCACCAGGAAUGAUGGGGAACUACUACUACGGCUACCAGUCUUGUUAUCCAAUGGCUGCUGCAAACUGUGCAAGUCUUUCAGGUGGAUGGUCCUAUGGUUCGGCUGAUGCUAUGCUACAUAGCUAUGGUGAGACAGACAUUGUGGGACGUCGUCAAGAGGAAGAUGAGACAAAUAUUGCAGAUGGGAAUGGUGCAGAGGAUCAUGCUUGGGAAGUCUUGAGAAACUUGGACGAAGUUAAUGGUCUUUCAGUGGAUCAACAGGGAGCAUAUGGCGAGAUCAGAAUCGCAGGAAGUAAAAUUCCUGAUAACGAAGAAACCGGUACUGAGCAUCAUGUUGAACAAGUUUGGAGUAACUCGGAUAGAAUCAAUAGCGAAUUAUCGGAGAUCAAGUUUGGUAACAUGGAACACCUAGAAGCAGCAGUAGGUGGCAAGAUUGAUGAGGCAGAAUCUGGGAUUGGAGACCUUGGUGAAGUAGAUAGGGGAAAUGCAGAAGUAGUUUCAAGGAUGGUCACCUAUUCCAUCGAGAAUGGCAAGAUUGAUGGUUGGAGCAUGGAAAGGAAGCCCGCAAUGAUGGUGGCGGCAGCCUGCAUCCACACUUGAAAAGCAGGGAGCUUGGUAGCGUUCUCUUUUGGUAGGAGCUUGAUGUAGUGGCCUAGUGGGUUUGUUUUCGGGUGAUUUGCGCAUUUUUGUUUGGAUAUGAAUGGGUUUGAUCUACGAGGGGAUGAGCUCAAGAAUUGCCGUUUUGUGUGGAUGGAUGGAUUGGGAUCUUAAUUUGUUCGAUCUUUUUUUAUAUGUAGAACAAAUCUGUAACUUCAAUUAACUUGCAAUGGUGUCGCUGUUUAAUGAGGAAAACAGGGGUCUAGUCUAUCCAUCUAAAUAUAUGUUUCCUCCCACCUGCAUAAAACCCUAGUCAUUUCGUGUGCCACCUCCGUUCCUCUUCUACCCCAGAAUUGCCACUUCACGUUUGCCAUCUCCUUGCUUGACUCUCGAAUUACAUUGAUAACAAUGCACAAUUCUGUUUCUAGCACCUCUUUGUUGUUGAGUUUCCAUAUUAAUGUCUGGCAAUCCGACUCCGGAAGCAUCAACAUCGAAACAUACAUUCUUGCGAGCCUAAGGCCUAGAGUGUUGCCUGAGCUUUUGUGAACUCUGGAGGUGAACUCUGGUGUCCAAUUGACCCUUUCCUUCUCACCAUAGCCAAAACGAAUCAACCAUCCUCAUCUUGAAUCACCACAACCAGACCCGUUCCUCCCUCCCUCACUUUCGAAGGAUCAACAUUAAUUUUAAAAGAUCCUCAUUUUAAAAGAUCCUCUUUCUGGAGUCUGGACUCUCCCACCUAUAUCAAAGCGAUUCGUGUCCGCCUAUGAAUCCGACGAUUGAUUGCUCCAAUAUUCAUUAAGGUAAAGUUGUGAUCUUUCAAUCACUUCCCCUUCUUCUAAUUUCGUGUUGUUUAAUUGAUGGUUGUUGUGUUCUUUCCAAAUAUACGAUAGUGCCAUAACAAUCGAACAUAUAGCUUCAUCUGCAACUUUCUCGAGCAUUCGCAUAGUCAUUCUUUGCUUGAUGUUGCUUGGUUGAUAAAGGGAUCUGAGCUAUUCUGAUUCUUUCAACUGGGUGGAAAUUUAACUGCAAAAUGUUGCUUUUCCAUAUUGAAUAAUCAAUGAGUUCUAAUACCUUUCCAUGUCAUCCCAAGCAUGAGGUUGGGGUUUGACCUUGAAAUUUGGAUUGUUAGGAACUCAUCUAUCUCACCACAACCUUACAUUCUCCCUCAUUCCCACUCCACCUGAUUCCAUUCUUUCAUUUGUGGUUCAACCACCAUGAGGCUUCGCCAAAUGUAAUUGGGAUUGCUCAUAAUCUCUGUCUUAUUACAUCAGUUGUUUGCACAUUAUCUAGCGAUCGGAUUGUGGUUAAAACUGAGAAAAAUAAACCAGCAAGCAAGUAAACUUUGGUGAUUUCAAUUGAGAAAGAAUCACUGGAAUAUUGCUCCAAUAUUCAUUAAGGUAAAGUUGUGAUCUUUCUAUCACUUCCCCUUCUUCUAAUUUUGUGUUGUUUAAUUGAUGGUUGCUGUGUUCUUUCCAAAUAUACGAUAGUGCCAUAACAAUCGAACAUAUAGCUUCAUCUGCAACUUUCUCGAGCAUUCGCAUAGUCAUUCUUUGCUUGAUGUUGCUUGGUUGAUAAAGGGAUCUGAGCUAUUCUGAUUCUAUCAACUGGGUGGAAAUUUAACUACAAAAUGUUGCUUUUCCAUAUUGAAUAAUCAAUGAGUUCUAAU
This is a messenger RNA of Linum trigynum, 3137 nucleotides long. Lineage: Eukaryota; Viridiplantae; Streptophyta; Magnoliopsida; Malpighiales; Linaceae. The record is from the annotation of a GenBank genome assembly.